AUGUCAAAAUAUAGCUUAUUUUACUAUCAGAAUGAAAGAUGGCAAAGAUUAGUUCACUGGUUAUACUUCAAUGGAGAUGAAGUUAUAAAAGAACAGGGCAACACAAUAACGUACAAUGUCAGUCUAUUGAAACAGUGCAUGCAGUACACCAAUAAUUAUUUAUCCAAUCCUAAAAAUGAUUCACUUAAUUUAUCUGCAUUGUGCAUUAAACAAAAUUCAUCACUGUAUCAGAAACAGAUUAUUCAAUUACAAUCUUUGAAUGAUAAAACUUCUUUAAAUAUUGAAAAGAAGUUGUCAACUUUCAAUUCACCGUAUUUAUCAAAAAUAUUGGAAUUAUGGAAAAAGAUAUUCCAGGCUUGGAAAAAAAUUCACACCAACAAAAAUCAUGCACAUCAUGAAGGGAUUAAAGAGAUUAUAAAAUCAUUGUUAGAUAACUCACUAGAUAAAACUAUUAGCUCACAAUAUUUGAAAUUAGGAAUUCAAUCAAAUUCUAAUCCAAAAUUUUAUAUAGAUUUGAACACCAGUUUAAGAAACAGUGGUAGAAUACCUAUCAUAAACUUAUUAAGUAUAAUUGUUCAAGGAAAGCCAUUUGAAAGUCAGACAUAUGUUCGAGGGAAUCUUGAACAUUUAUUUGCAACUGAGAAAUCUUUAUUAUUCAAGGAUGCAUACAACUAUGAAAUCACCACUAAACAGAAAGAAGAAGUAAUACAAGUCCAUAAAGUACCUGUUUUACAUAACAAUGUCUUAUUUAACUGGAAGGAAAAGCAUAAUAAGUUAUUGGAGUCAAUUGAAUCGCAAUCAGAGAAAAUAAAUCCUAUAUUAUUGAAACAAAUAAAAGAAUAUAUAAAAGUCACAUCUGAUUUCAUAACUCCUUUUCUACAAUUAAAUGUUUUACCUAAAAGAUCAAAGCGUACCAUGCGAAAAAUCAAAGCAGUCAAAAAUUACAAUAAAGAAGUGGAAGAAGAAGUGGAAGAAUAAGAGGAAGAGGAAGGGGAAGAAAAGGAAGAAGGGAAAGAAGAGGAAGAAGACGAAGAAGAGGAAAAAGAGGAAGAAGUGGAAGAAGAGGGAGAAGAAGAGGAAGAAGGGGAAGAAGAGGAAGAAGAGGAAGAAGAGGAAGAAGAGAAAAAAGAGCGAGAAGAAGAGGAAGAAGGGAAAGAAGAGGAAGAAGAGGGAGAAGAAGAGGAAGAAGAGGGAGAAGAAGAGGAAGAAGAGGAAGAAGAAAAAGAGGAGGAAAUUGUCCUGAAAAAGCAAAAACAGAAUAAAACAAUAAGGAUUACGAAGAAAACGAAACCUUCAUUGCUGCAGCUCAGAAAAUAGAUUUUCCAUUCCCUUGGGGGUCAUGUAGUCGUAGGAAAAAAUUACUUAUCGAGAUCUUUUUUUGCUAUUUAAAAUUAUAAAGGCACUGCCCUUGUUGUUUCUCUUUUUCUCCCUUAAAUUGCAUUUAGUUGUUUCGUACUUCUUUUAGUCGCACGUUAAAUCUGUUUUAUAGUAUUUUUGUAAUUGCAAAAAAGUUUUAAUAAAGGGCGCAGGAAAAGAACCAGUGUAAUAAAAAUAUGUUUUAUUUUUUCUUGUAGUAAAUUGUGUGACUAUUAUUGGGAUUGGCCAUCACAUGCAAACAUUGUCGCGGACAAGUUGGUUAUUAUACAUUGCAAGCAUAAGGAAUUAAUGUGUUUAAAAUCAGAUUUUUUAUCUAUUGAUAAAAACAUUCGAAAAAGUAAGUCGAAUAAAUUUCUAUCUGAAAGUUUCCCAAUUCUAAAUGCCCCAAAAUUUGAAACUGUAGGCAGAAAAAACACAUCAGCACCCUACGCUUGCAAUGCAUAACGACCUACUUGUCGGCAGCAACUUUUCCGCUAUCGAUAACGUCAGUACUCCAUAAAUGAUAAUUAUUCAUGCAAUAAUUAUUUUUUUACGUCCUUUCGGACUCUUAAUAAGAAAGAUGAGGUAAAAUAAAGAAAGAUAAAUAAAACUUUGAGAAAUAUGUUGAUGAUAUGUAAUUAAGACAUUUUUUAUAAAAAUAAAGCAGAAAUAGUUAUAAGUGGCUUCAAAGUUAAGAUAAGAAGCCGUUCUUAAUAAAUUUGAGUUUAUAUUAUCUAUAUAAUACCUUGAAUGUAACAUUUUCGACACUUUUC
Molecule: messenger RNA, 2129 nt
Organism: Phymastichus coffea
Lineage: Eukaryota; Metazoa; Arthropoda; Insecta; Hymenoptera; Eulophidae
Exons: 4
Coding region: 1-978 (325 amino acids)
Source: RefSeq, a predicted model, not a curated record